GUAAAAAUUACUAUUAUUUUGUGACAUUACAUAUUAACUACUCCUAACUUCAUACCAGUCUCAAUUCAAGUUAAUAUACAAUUUAUUAAUAAUUAUUUGCGAUAAAAACCAAAAUAAUAAUAAUUUGUUAGGUGACAAAUCCUCUUGACAAAAAUUUGAAUGAAAAAAUCCAAUGUAAAACCAAUUAGGGAUUUAAAAAUGAACCUCGAUAACAGAUGAUAUCUACCUUAUGAAAUACAAAUCCAUUUUUCAAAAUUGUUUAAGAAAAAUUUCAAGUUCUUCGAAUUUCAAUUCUAGUCACAAAAAUCUAGUUACAGUAAGUAGAUAUUUAUGUAAACGCCGUAACUUCACAAUGGCCACUUCAGUUCCAAAAUUCGAAAUACUACCGUCGCCGAUUAAAAGCGAAAGUGACAAAAAGGAAUACAGGGUUAUAAAGUUAGAGAACGAAUUAAUAGCAUGUCUGAUAUCAGACGAAACUCCUUUAACCGAGUCAGACUUAGAAGGGGACGAAUUCCUUACAUCAGAUUCUGAAUCAGAAUCCAGCCAGGCUUCUGAAGCAGGAUCAGAGACUGAUAAAAGUAGCGAAAGCAUGGAUACUUCCUCGCAAUGUGAUGAAACUGGUGAGAGAAAUAUCCAAAAAAUGGCAGCGGCUGCUUUGUGCAUCGGUGUAGGUAGUUUUAGUGAUCCACGUGAAGUACCUGGGAUGGCUCAUUUCUUGGAACAUAUGGUUUUUAUGGGCAGUGAAAAGUAUCCGGCUGAAAAUGAUUUUGAUUCAUUUAUUAAGAAAGGCGGUGGUAACAGCAAUGCCUCUACCGAUGCAGAACGAACAUGUUUCUACUUCGAAUGCCUCGAGAAGCACCUAGCCGAAGCACUAGAUAAAUUUUCGCAAUUCUUCAUAGCACCUUUGAUGAAAAAAGGCGCAAUGACUCGCGAAAGGGAAGCCAUUGAUUCGGAAUUCCAAAUGGCGCUGCCGUCAGAUUCGUCUAGAAAGGAACAACUGUUAUUUAGCUUAGCGAAACCCAAUUCUCCAGUAAAUUCAUUCAGUUGGGGGAAUUUGAAGACUUUAAAAGAUAAUAUCAGCGACGAAAAAUUGUACGAUGGGGUGCAUCAGUUCAGGAAACGUCACUAUUCCGCUCAUAGGAUGACCUUAGCCAUACAAGCCAGACUACCGUUGGAUACUCUACAAAAUUUGGUGCUGGAAUGCUUUUCGUCCGUGACCAAUAACAGGAUGAAAAAAGACGAUUUCAGUCCAUAUGCCGAUGGAAUCUUCGACACCCCCGGUUUCAAUAAGAUCUACUACAUCAAACCUAUCAAGGAAAUGAUCAAAUUGGAUUUGACUUGGAGUUUGCCUUCGUUGUUACACAAGUAUCGCAGCAAACCAAUGCAGUACGUGUCUUAUUUGUUGGGAGACGAAGGAAAAGGUAGUUUAUUAUCCUUUCUGAAAAGGCGCAUGUGGGCGAUUUCCGCUCAAGCCGGCAACGAAGAGUCCGGCAGCGAACACAAUACGAUGUUCGCUUUAUUCAACAUGUCCAUAACACUCACCGAAGAAGGUCUGAAGCAUUUAAACGAGGUCAUCGAGGCUGUUUUUUCCUACAUUAGCUUAAUCAGAAAAGUCGGUCCGCAAAGAAGGAUAUUCGACGAAAUCAAGUUGAUCAGCAACACUUCUUUUAGAUUUGCUACUGAAGAUACGCCCGUCAAUAAUGUAGAAAACUUGUGCGAAUCGAUGCACCUCUACCCUCCAGAAGAUUACAUGGCAGGUUCUGAGUUGUAUUAUGAUUUCGAUCCGAAAGCUAUAACGAUGGUGGUAGAUCAUUUAACACCCAGCAAAUUGAAUGUAAUGAUCACCACCAAAGAUCCACCGGACGGCAUUAAAUUCGAAAUGGUCGAAAAGUGGUUCGGAACCCGCUACGUAGACGUCGCCAUUACGGAACCUGUUAGGAAUAAAUGGCAGUACGUGCAGGGUUAUUCAGAACUUCAAAUACCACCUCAGAACCAGUAUCUGACAGAUAAUUUUUCUAUACUACCAGAGCUUGCUAAGAAUCCUGAUUAUCCCACUAAGUUAUUGGAGAAUGCUGGCUGCGAGGUCUGGUUUAGGAAGGAUCAAAAGUUUAAAUUACCGAUGGCGAUGUAUUAUUUCUAUUUGGUGACCGGUGAUAGCACUAAAUCUGCUAAAAAUUACGUAUUACUCGAUAUGUAUGUGAAUUUACUUAGUUUUUCUAUAGCCGAAGAAGCUUAUCCAGCCACUAUAGCGAAUAUAGUGCACAGUUUUACUACUAUGGAAAAAGGGAUAGUAGUUAGAACGUGGGGAUUCAACGAGAAGGUUCCUAAAUUGAUAGAUCUUAUCGCUAAAUACAUUAAGAAUCUAAAUGAUCAUAUAAACGAAGAUAUGUUUAAGGCCGUUAAAGAAACAGUUCAAAAAUACUAUUACAACAAACUUUUAAAACCUUCCGGUUUAGCGAAAGAUUUACGAUUGAAACUACUGAUUAAUAAUUACUGGACUCCAGUGGAUCGAUACUCUGAGCUACUGAAUUUAUCUUAUGAUGAUAUGGUUAAAUUUAUACAGAACUACAAGAAAGGAUUGUACGUCAAAGCUUUGGUACAAGGAAACGUGUUACCGGAAGUAGCUGUUAAUACAGUUAAUAAGUUUGUUGACGAUUUAGAUUAUAUACCGCUAUCUAAAGAGCAGUAUCCAGCUUUUCUGGUAUCCCAAAUACCGUUAGGAGAAAAAUGUUUACUAGUAGAAUCGUUUAAUAAAAACGAUUCAAACUCAAUUACAACCAACUACCAUCAAAUCGGGCAGUUCUCUCUAAAAGACACCGCUUUAACCGACAUAAUGAUGCAAAUAAUUGAAGAACCGUUAUUCGACAUCCUCAGAACCAAAGAACAACUAGGCUACCACGUUUACUGCACCGCUAGAGACACCUACGGCAUCUUAGGCUUCUCUAUAACAGUUGUAACACAAGUUAACAAAUUUUCGACGCAGCAUUUAGAUUCCAGGAUAAAUGCUUUCUUGAAAUACUCUCAAAAGUUGUUGAAAGAAAUGAAGCAGGAUAGCUGGGAACAGAUCAAAGAAGAUUUGAUCAAAACGAAGGAGAUCAGUGAUGUUUAUCUGAAAGAAGAAGUCGAUAGGAAUUGGAAUGAGAUCGUUAACGAUGAUUACAUGUUUGAUAGAAUCAAACAAGAGAUAGAAACGAUUAAAAACGUGACUCUAGAGGAAUUAAAGACUUGGUGGGAUAGACAUAAUCAGUUCGGUACGCAGGAGAAUUACAGGAAGAUCAGUAUACAGGUGGUGGGGAACUGUUUGGAUAAGAAAAGUAAAGAAUCGAGAAGCGGCGAAGAAUUAAUCGGUAAUCCUGUUAAAUUGAAGAUAUUGAGCGAAACGAAUAAGGACGGGGAGAAUGCGGAUUAUUUUAUUAAAGAUGUAGAUAAUUUUAGAUGGAAAUUGCUAUUGUAUCCCGUAAGGCCUAUGAAAUAGGAUAUAUAUGUGAUUUUUUUAAGGGAAUAAAAAUGUAAUUUGUACAGUUUGA
Molecule: messenger RNA, 3527 nt
Organism: Psylliodes chrysocephalus
Lineage: Eukaryota; Metazoa; Arthropoda; Insecta; Coleoptera; Chrysomelidae
Source: the annotation of a GenBank genome assembly